AACUAGAUGAAAUUUUCUGCUAGGACACACUUUUCUUCGAAGUGAAAGUCACGGCACGGGUCCCUGCAGAGAACUUCUACGACCCUGGGCAUAAUGUUUAUUAUGUCAGACAGCGAAGAUGAUUCAGGAAGCCCAUAUGAGCAAGGAGAAUUAGCGCCUAGUCCAGACAUGGAUGAAGGAGAAAGCAUACAAAUCUCAUUUUCUGUGAAUGCAAAAGAAAGGAUAGGAGAUGAUGAUGAAGAAGAUGAUGAGGAAAAUGAAGAAGUGUCUCAUAAUGAAGAUGAUGAUGGUGAUGACCAUAUGGAGGAAGAUGACGGUAUAAACAUCAAGCCACCACAAAAUCAGGCAGGCCGCAAAGAGAAAAGUCACAAACACAGGCAUAAGGAGGAGAAAAGGAGAGAGAGAGAACGCAGGGACUAUGACAGAUAUAAAGAUCGCGGACGGGAAGUCAAGGAGAGUGGGCGAGUGAGGGAGGUAAAAGAAGGAGGGCGUGCCAGAGAAAUUAUGAAGGAUGUAAGGGUUGUAGGAAGAUCUCAUGAUGAUAGACCUCAUCACAGUGAGAAGCCAAAGUCUCGAGAUAUGAGGGAUGUUAGGGAGAUGCUCAGGGAAAAAGAGCGAGAGAGGGAGAAAGAACGUAAAAUGAAAGAUAAUCAGAAUGAAAUAGAAAAACGAGAAAAAUCUCGAAGGGAAAGAGAAAGAUUAGAAAGAAUUGAGAGAGAAAAAGAGAGAGAGAAGCGGCUCAGGGAAGAAAGGGAAAAAAGAGAGAGAAAAGAACUGGAAAAGAGGAAAAGAAGAGAAGAGGAAAAGUACAUGGCUGCACAACAGAGAAUGGAAGAUGUAUAUAGGCGUGAGAAAGAGAGAAAAAUGUUAAAACAAGGACAGGGACAUUCUGAGGAUAGGAGUCGAAGCAGGGAAAGACAUCGCAAUCUUGAUAGAAAAGAGGAGAGGUCAAGGUCAAAGAAACAGCGAUCACCAGAACCUCCGAGGAAGUCCCAGGUUCCCUCUUCUCCUGAACCUGAACCAGAACAUGAGGAAGAGGAGGAGUCACCAGAGAGUCCGGAUCCUGAGCAUGUGGAUCAGCAGGAGAGUGGUGGAUCCGACAGUGGUGACUCAGCGUCCAACUCAGGGUCUGAUAGUGAAAGUAGUAGUGAAAGUGAAAGUGAUGACCAUGAUGAUAAAGAGAAAACCCCAAAUGAUAAGGAAUCUCUGAGCAAACUGAAGUCAAAGUUUGAUGACCAUUCUGACCACGAAAGUGGUACAGACACGGCCCUCAAUUCAGAACAGGAUGGAGAUGAAAUGUACCUGGAUGACACGCCUCCCCAGUCCCCUGUGGAACUUCGUCCAGAACUGCCACCUUACCUGCCAGCUAUUCAGGGUUGCAGGAAUGUGGAAGAAUUCUCAUGUCUCAACAGGAUUGAGGAGGGGACAUACGGAGUCGUGUACAGAGCAAAGGACAAGAAAACAGAUGAAAUUGUUGCUCUGAAGAGGUUAAAGAUGGAGAAAGAAAAAGAAGGAUUUCCAAUCACCUCUCUUAGAGAGAUCAACACACUACUGAAGUCACAACACAUGAAUAUCGUAACAGUCCGCGAGAUUGUUGUUGGUAGUAACAUGGACAAGAUCUACAUUGUAAUGGACUAUGUUGAACACGAUAUGAAGAGCUUGAUGGAAACAAUGAAAAACCCAUUCCUUAUGGGUGAAGUGAAGACUUUAAUGAUCCAGUUAUUGAAAGGUGUGGCUCAUCUCCACGACAACUGGAUCAUUCACAGAGAUCUCAAAACUUCCAAUCUCCUUCUCAGUCACAAAGGGAUAUUGAAGAUUGGAGAUUUUGGACUUGCGAGGGAAUAUGGAUCCCCACUGAAGCACUACACCCCUAUCGUGGUCACUCUUUGGUAUAGAGCCCCAGAACUCUUGUUGGGCAUAAAGGAAUACUCCACUCCAAUAGACUUGUGGAGUGUAGGCUGCAUUUUUGCUGAAUUUCUGACCAUGAAGCCACUAUGGCCAGGGAAAUCAGAAAUUGAUGAGCUAAACAGAAUAUUCAAGGACCUUGGAACUCCCACAGAAAAGAUCUGGCCUGGAGUGAAAGAACUGCCUGGAAUGAAGAAGUGCACGUUUGCUGAUCAUCCGUAUAAUGCACUGGGACAGAGGUUUGGGUCCUAUCUCACAGAACUUGGAUUCGAACUCAUGAACGGCUUGUUGACCUACGACCCCACAAGAAGAUUAACAGCAGAGAAAUCUUUGAAGCACAAGUUUUUCAAAGAGUCUCCACUACCUAUAGAUCCCUCAAUGUUUCCGACCUGGCCAGCGAAGAGCGAGCAACCCCGUAAACACACCAGCUCCCCCAAACCCCCAUCUGGUGGAAAGGCCUACUCGAAACUUCUGGGUGGUGAUGAUGACAAGAUGAUAGAAAUGGCAGGAGGAUUCCAUCUGACAAACGCUGCCAAAGGAGUCUCUGCCACCGGUCCUGGAUUCAGUCUGAAAUUCUAGGGAAAGAACGCAUCAACAAAACUUUGAAUACCACUCAGGGUUUUAGAAUUCACGUACUGUGUAUGUCGAGUACAUUUUAUUGACAAUGGAGCCAAAAGGACUGGACAUCAGUCAUCUCUCUGUCCAUUCGGUGAAAAAAGUGGUUUGAACCAUCUACAGUUCUGUGUCAAUAGUGGGAGAUAUCAGCUGUAAAAUUAUUGCUGAUUUUGAUAAUAAGAAUGAAUUUACAUUAAGCUUACACAUGUUCGUAAAUAAGUGGAAAACUUUCAUAACAGUAUACAAUCAUGAAAAUCACUUCAUUAUUCAUUGUACUAGUUCAAAAAAGAAAAUUGAAAAUGGGAAAUAAAAUGAAAUACUAUAAUUUACAGAUA
Molecule: messenger RNA, 2855 nt
Organism: Ostrea edulis (European flat oyster)
Lineage: Eukaryota; Metazoa; Mollusca; Bivalvia; Ostreida; Ostreidae
Product: cyclin-dependent kinase 11B-like
Exons: 17
Coding region: 94-2484 (796 amino acids)
Biological process (GO): regulation of mitotic cell cycle; protein phosphorylation
Cellular component (GO): nucleus
Molecular function (GO): ATP binding; cyclin-dependent protein serine/threonine kinase activity
Source: RefSeq, a predicted model, not a curated record